UAACCCUGCUUCAGGAGGUCAUGGAUGGUGGCUCUAAAGGACCCAGGGGUCAGCUCCUGCACCUGGAUGUGUGUGUGGAUGAGCAGAAGCCUCGCAGCGGUGUCCUAGAGCUCCUUGGGAGACUGAGGCCCCAGUGGAAGCCACAGGACAUCAAGAUGAAGGUAAGUGAAGGUAUCAUGAUGAAUCUAAGUUGUCACAUGAGUAUGCCAAUGGGCAAAACUGGUUGAAAUGAUGUUGUAAUGCUGUAAUUUCAACCAGUUUUGCCUGCUGGAAUGUAAGUGAGAAGUAUUAGUGUUCUGAGAAGUGAGUAGUAUUAAACCCUGGUUUUGUUGUCGUGUGCAUCAGGCCUUGAACAUGUUUCAAUGAAAAAACAUUCCCCUCAACCUUCAUUGCAUCGCAGCGCUUGAGGCGCCACUACAGACUCAGGUUCGGUCCCAGGCUGUGUCACAGCCGGCCGUGACGGGAAACCCCAGGAGGCGGCGCACAAUUGGGCCAGCGUCGUCCGGGUUAGGGGAGGGUUUGGCCGGCCAGGAUUUCCUUUUCACAUCGCGCUCUAGUGACUCCUUGUUGUGGGCCGGGCGCCUGCAAGCUGACUCGGUCGCCAGCUGGACAGUGUUUCCUCCGACACAUUGGUGCGGCUGGCUUCCGGUUUAAGCGAGCUGUGUGUCAAGAAGCAGUGCGGCUUGGCAGGGUCGUGAUUCAGAGGACGCAUGGCUCUUGACCUUCGCCUCUCCCAAGUCCGUAGGGGAGUUGCAGCGAUGGGACAAGACUGUAACUACCAAUUGGAUAUCACGAAAAUAAAAAAAACAUAGAAAUCACAUAGAACAUCUGUCCUCAGCUAACAUAGCUUCUCUUAAGGACUCCAUUCGUGUGUGCAAGCAGUGGGGCAAUCUCCCGGAGAAAUAGGAUCUAUGUUUGUCAGGGUCACAGUGAAACGGGACUGACCUCUCAAUCUAGAACAGGUCUUGUUUAAGCACACAGAGAGAUGAACGCUAACCCCCAGAGUUCCCUCUCAAGCCCUCUCAAUCACUAUUGUGUCUGUAGGUUUGUGGGGACUCUGAGCAAAAAUAUUAAACAAAAAAUAGACACUCUUGGUUCAUAAAGACGAAGCUGUUCAAAAACGAGAGAAAAGUGGAUAUAUAGACAUCUCAGAGAAGUUCUCUAAAAGUAGGCAGCAUAGCCUCUCAAACUGUCUCUGGAUUGAAUUGAAGCUUUUCUGUAUGGCUCAAUCUCGACUCCUAGACAGACAUGGCCGAGUUGAAUAGAUAUGCGUCAGACUGAAUUAGGGCGAGAGACUUUUCAGUCAGUUGGAUAGAGAAAUUACCCUCAGCAGAGCUUAGACCAGGACAUCUAGUUUCACUGACUGGGUUGUGUUCAUUAGACACGAAACCGAACAAAACGGCCUGAAACAGGGAGGGACUACCUAGACUUAAUGUACUUUUUCUGUGGAAAAGAUUGAGAAAUUCUUACUGCACUCCAAUUCAUCCAAUUCAUUUUGUGGUCCUCAUACCUCUAUUGAAGUACGAAACAGGUGGUCUAAUCAUCUUUUAAACUCCUUAAAAAAGUAAUCUAUUCAAACGAGGCAAAUACCUCUCCUUGAACCAGGCCCCGUGUUUUGGGAACAGGAAUACAACUAAUUGUUGUUUUAAGUUGGAUCUAGGAAGAGUUAUACUAACGAAGCAUGGGUUCCAUCAAAUGUGAGUGCACAACAGCAUGAAGGCUACAGUGGCAUUGGUGAACGGUGCUCACCACAUUGCGCAAACCCAGAACCAAAUCUUGGCCAGCUAACAAUUGUUCUUAGAGUCAACUCAAGUUCGCGACAACAUUUGUGAUUGCUAGCCAACAAAAGGCAGAUUCUCGCUAGAAUACACGCCCACACAUGUAAAUGUAAAUGCAUGGUCCUUCAUGUUCAAGAAUAGGUUAUGGGUUUGCUUUCUUUGUCCCACAUACCACACCGGUUUGAUGACAAAAGCCUGUGGCAUUGUAUUACAAUAGCCUAUCUUGUGUUAGCUGUGGCAUGUUUGUUCAAAUGGCUCUCAAUCCAGCGCUAUGAAUACUUCAUCAAAUGUCAAGGUGACCAUGUUUGUUCUCUGCCACUCUCGAUGAAACAUUGUGUUACAUGCAGUCCCUUCGGGGUUUGAGGAGACCUUGGGGGACAGUGGGAGUGAGAGAACGCUGAGCAGGCAGUAAAUGGAAAUAAACGUGCAUUGAUGUGCAUGUGGAGGGUCUGAUAUUGCUUACCAUGGUCACAUCAUAACCACUGAACAUUUUCCUGUCAGUGCUCAAUAAUGCAAGUGGCCUGUAGGGUUUGUCCUUGAAAUUGUCCCAAUCAGUUACGUAAUACACUGGAGUGACUAUAAAUGCUUACAAGCAGGAUAUUUAAAUGUUUCAUUUUAAUAGUUCCUCAAAUUAAAGGGAUAGUUCACUCAAAUUACAAAAUUACAUAUUGGUUUCCUUACCCUGUAAGCAGUCUAUGGACAAGGUCAGACAGUAGUCGAUGCUUUGGUUUUGUUUAUCUGGCCACUCUCUACAGGGAAGGUAAUGGUAUGGUAUUUUGGUGAACAAUCCCUUUAAUGAGUAGGACCAUACCUCUCUCCCUCCCUGGAUGAGUCUCCGCUGGCUUUGAAUAAGAGAUUGGAUUGUCUCUCUUUGGUUAUAUUGUUUAUUGGGCUCAAUCAUCAUAACAUUGAUAUUCUUAUUGUAAUGUAAAGUUGGAAGUCAUAAACUAUUGCGACCUGUCAUAAUACCAUAACUUUAAAGGCUUUAUGAAUGCUGGCCCAAUUUAAGUGUUAUGCUAUUACUUUAAACAGGAACUUAUGACUUAAUUUUAGGAUCCACAUGUAUGUUAUAUUGAAUGUUUUAGUUUUCUACGGAACAGCAUUUGCCCACAUGGAACACUCCACAGCACCGCAAAUCUCUACUUUUUUCCAUUUUUAAUCUCAUGCAGUUUGGACCUUUGUUUGGACUUAUUCUGAUCUUUUUGUGUGUUUUUCCCCUCUCUUUCCUCAUUCAUAUUUUUAUAAAUUUUUGGACAGUGCAGGAACAGAGAUUAUUAGUCCACAGGCCUAUCACCAUAAACAUACAAAACAUAAUUGAUGUAGACAUCAUGCAUAAAAGUUAUAUAAUCUGAUUUAGAACAGGGGGAGUGGGAGACACUCACAUACAAAACAGGUAGACAGUAGUGAUGGGGGAAAAAUCGAUACAGUUACAUAUCGGGAUAUUAUUUUUUACGAUAAAUUGUAUCGUUUCAAUAUUAUUUUUGUGCUAGUUGGCUGUACCUGCACCAAAGCUCCAGUAUUUCUUUCUUCAUAGCUUGUUCUCCAUCUUCUUUUUAAAUAGGGAGCCAAUUUGUUUUCAGAAGUUUUAUUUCUAUGACUGAUCAAAAUUCAUUUUCUCAUGGCACUCUCAUGUCCAUCUGCAACAGAGCAAUACAGUGGGGUAAAAAAGUAUUUAGUCAGCCACCAAUUGUGCAAGUUCUCCCACUUAAAAAGAUGAGAGAGGCCUGUAAUUUUCAUCAUAGGUACACGUCAACUAUGACAGACAAAAUGAGGAAAUAAAAUUCUGAAAAUCACAUUGUAGGAUUUUAAAUGAAUUUAUCUGCAAAUUAUGGUGGAAAAUAAGUAUUUGGUCAAUAACAAAAGUUUCUCAAUACUUUGUCAUAUACCCUUUGUUGGCAAUGACACAGGUCAAACGUUUUCUGUAAGUCUUCACAAGGUUUUCACACACUGUUGCUGAUGUUUUGGGGCUGUCGCUGGGCAACACGGACUUUCAACUCCCUCCAAAGAUUUUCUAUGGGGUUGAGAUCUGGAGACUGGCUAGGCCACUCCAGGACCUUGAAAUGCUUCUUACGAAGCCACUCCUUCGUUGCCCGGGCGGUGUGUUUGGGAUCAUUGUCAUGCUGAAAGACCCAGCCACAUUUCAUCUUCAAUGCCCUUGCUGAUGGAAGGAGGUUUUCACUCAAAAUCUCAUGAUACAUGGCCCCAUUCAUUCUUUCCUUUACACGGAUCAGUCGUCCUGGUCCCUUUGCAGAAAAACAGCCCCAAAGCAUGAUGUUUCCACCCCCAUGCUUCAUAGUCUGUAUGGUGUUCUUUGGAUGCAACUCAGCAUUCUUUGUCCUCCAAACACGACGAGUUGAGUUUUUACCAAAAAGUUCUAUUUUGGUUUCAUCUGACCAUAAGACAUUCUCCCAAUCCUCUUCUGGAUCAUCCAAAUGCCCUCUAGCAAACUUCAGACGGGCCUGGACAUGUACUGGCUUAAGCAGGGGGACACGUCUGGCACUGCAGGAUUUGAGUCCCUGGCAGCGUAGUGUGUUACUGAUGGUAGGCUUUGUUACUUUGGUCCCAGCUCUCUGCAGGUCAUUCACUAGGUUCCUCCGUGUGGUUCUGGGAUUUUUGCUCACCGUUCUUGUGAUCAUUUUGACCCCACGGGGUGAGAUCUUGCGUGGAGCCCCAGAUCGAGGGAGAUUAUCAGUGGUCUUGUAUGUCUUCCAUUUCCUAAUAAUUGCUCCCACAGUUGAUUUCUUCAAACCAAGCUGCUUACCUAUUGCAGAUUCAGUCUUCCCACCCUGGUGCAGGUCUACAAUUUUGUUUCUGGUGUCCUUUGACAGCUCUUUGGUCUUGGCCAUAGUGGAGUUUGGAGUGUGACUGUUUGAGGUUGUGGACAGGUGUUUUUUAUACUGAUAACAAGUUCAAACAGGUGCCAUUAAUACAGGUAACGAGUGGAGGACAGAGGAGCCUCUUAAAGAAGAAGUUACAGGUCUGUGAGAGCCAGAAAUCUUGCUUGUUACCAUAAUUUGCAAAUAAAUUCAUUAAAAAUCCUAGAAUGUGAUUUUCUGGAAAAAAAAUUCUCAAUUUGUCUGUCAUAGUUGACAUGUACCUAUGAUGAAAAUUACAGGCCUCUCUCAUCUUUUUAAGUGGGAGAACUUGCACAAUUGGUGGCUGACUAAAUACUUUUUUCCCCCACUGUAUAUUUGGAACAUCGAAUCGCAAUAAAAUCACAGUAUCAAAUCGCAAUACAUACAGAAUCGUGAGUGUCGCAAUAAAUAUUGUAUCGGCACCAAUUUAUAUAAUAUCGUGAGUUCCCUGGCAAUUCCCAGCCCUAGCAGACAGGUACACACAUGGGUGGGCUGUGACGGCGCAGCUGAGCUUGCUCUCUGUGUGAAACCUCAGAGCAGGGAAGUAACGGCUCAUGAGGGGGUUAAUAUGUGGAUGAGAGUCAAGAUCGUUACCGCUCAACCAGACUCUAUCGACACCAUCCUGACAUUGUUGUCUUGUGUUCAGGUGUUCACCGAGGGCAUCACCAACCAGCUCAUGGGCUGCUUCGUGGGCUCGCUCCAGGAGUUGGGGGCUGUGCUGGUGCGUGUGUACGGGAGGAUGACAGAGCUCUAUGUGGACCGGGAGAGAGAGGUGGAGAUGUUCAAGAUACUCCACAGUCACAACUGCGGCCCGCAGAUCUACUGCAGCUUCCAGAACGGCAUCUGCUAUGAGUUUGUGAGGGGGACCGUGUUGGACAACACACUGCUCACACAGCCUGACAUCUAUAGGUAUCUGUGAAAAUGUAUAAAUGUCUUACACAUACUGUACAUUUACAGUACAGAAAAAAAUUACAGGGAUUUCAUCAUGAGGCCAUUGGUGACUUUUAAACAGUUACAGAGUUUAAUGGCUGUGAUAGGAGAAAACUGAGGAUGGAUCAACAACAUUGUAGUUACUCCACAAUACUAACCUAAUUGACAGAUUGAAAAGAAGGAAGCUUUUACAGAAUACACAUAUUCCAAAACAUGCAUCCUGUUUCCAACAAAGCACCAAAAUAAUACUGCAAAGAAAUGUGGGAAAGCAAUUAACUUUUUAUCCUGAAUACAAAGUGUUAUGUAUGGGGCAAAUCCAAUACAACACAUUACUGAGUACCACUCUCCAUUAUUUUCAAGCAUAGUGGUGGCUGCAUUAUGUUAUGGGUAUGCUUGUAAUCGUUAAGGACUGUGGAUUUUUUCAGGAUAAAAAAAUAAAACGGAAUAGGCCUCCCGAGUGGCACAGCAGUCUAAGGCACCCGGGUUCGAUCCCAGGCUGUGUCACAACCGGCCGUGACCGGGAGUCCCAUAGGGCGGCGCACAAUUGGCCCAGCGUCGUCUGGGUUAGGGGAGGGUUUGGCCGUGGGGCUCAUUGCGCUCUAGCGACUCCUUGUGGCGGGCCGGGCGCCUGCAGGCUGACUUCGGUCGUCAGAUGAACAGUGUUUCCUCCGACACGUUGGUGCAGCUGGCUUCCGGGUUAAGUGGUCGGGUGUUAAGAAGCACGGUUUGGUGGGUCUUGUUUCGGAGGACGCAUGACUUGGCCUUUGGCUCUCCCAAGCCUGUUGUGGAGUUGCAGCGAUGAGACAAGAUCGCAAUUGGAUAUCACGAAAUUGGGGAGAAAAAGAGGGUUAAAUUAAAAAAAAUAAAAAAUAAGAUACAAAAAAUGUAAUACAAUUAAGCACAGGCAAAAUCCUAUGGGAAAAUGUGGUUCAGUCUGCUUUCCACCAGACACUGGGAGAUGAAUUCACCUUUGAGCAGAACAAUAACCUAAAACACAAAGCCAAAUCUUCUCAGGAGUUGCUUACUAAGAAGACAAGUAAUGUUCCUGAGUGGCCUAGUUACAGUCAAGACUUUAAAAGGGUUGUCUAUCAGUGAUCAACAACCUAUUUGACAGAGUUUUUGUACAAUCCAGAUGUGCAAAGAUCUUAGACACUUACCCAGAAAGACUGUAAUCACUGACAAAGGUGAUUCGAACAUGUAUUGACUGAAGGGUGUGAAUACUUGUUCUAAACAAAAAUAUAAAUGCAACAUGUAAAGUGUUGGUCCCAUGUUUCAUGAGCUGAAAUAAAAGAUCCCAGAAAUGUUCCAUAUGCACAAAAAGCUUUUUUCUCUAAAAUGUUGUGCACAUAUUUGUUUACAUCCCUGUUAGUGAGCAUUUCUCCUUUGCCAAGAUAAUCCAUCCACCCGAAAGGUGUGGCAUAUCAAGGAGCUGAUUAAACAGCAUGAUCAUUACACAGGUGCACCUUGUACUGGGGACAAUAAAAGGCUACUCUAAAAUGUGCAAUUUGUCACACAACACAAUGACACAGAUGUCUCAAGUUUUGAGGGAGCGUGCAAUUGGCAUGCUGACUGCAGGAAUGUCCAUAGCUGUUGCCAGAUAAUUUAAUGUUAAUUUCUCUAUCAGCGUUGUUUUAGAGAAUUUGGCAGUACGUCCAACCGGCCUCACAACCACAGACCACAUGUAUGGCGUUGUGUGGGCGAGCGGUUUGCUGAUGUCAACGUUGUGAACAGAGUGCCGCAUGGUGGCGGUGGGGUUAUGGUAUGGGCAGCAAUACGCUACGGACAACGAACAGAAUUGCAUUUUAUCGAUGGCAAUUUGAAUGCACAGAGAUACAGUGGCUUGCGAAAGUAUUCAGCCCCCUUGGCAUUUUUCCUAUUUUGUUACCUUACAACCUGGAAUUAAAAUGGAUUUUUGGGGGGGUUGUAUCAUUUGAUUUACACAACAUGCCUACCACUUUGAAGAUGCAAAAUAUUUUUGUGAAACAAACAAGAAAUAAGAUACAAAAAACUGAAAACUUGAGCGUGCAUAACCCCCCCAAAUGUGUUUGCUUAUUUUGUUCUUUAAGCAAUGGCUUUUUUUUGGCCACGCUUCCGUAAAGCCCAGCUCUGUGGAGAGUACGGCUUAAAGUGGUCCUAUGGACAGAUACUCCAAUCUCCGCUGUGGAGCUUUGCAGCUCCUUCAGGGUUAUCUUUGGUCUCUUUGUUGCCUCUCUGAUUAAUUCCCUCCUUGCCUGGUCUGUGAGUUUUGGUGGGCGGUUCUCUCUUGGCAGGUUUGUUGUGGUGCCAUAUUCUUUCAAUUUUUUUAUUGUGGAUUUAAUGGUGCUCCGUGGGAUGUUCAAAGUUUUGGAUAUUUUCUUAUAACCCAACCCUGUCUGUACCAUUCCACAACUUUGUCCCUGACCUGUUUGGAGAGCUCCUUGGUCUUCAUGGUGCCGCUUGCUUGGUGGUGCCCCUUGCUUAGUGGUGUUGCAGACUCUGGGGCCUUUCAGAACAGAGGGAAAAAAGUAUUUGAUACCCUGCUGAUUUUGUACGUUUGCCCACUGACAAAGAAAUGAUCAGUCUAUCAUUUUAAUGGUAGGUUUAUUUGAACAGUGAGAGACAGAAUAACAACAACAAAAAUCCAGAAAAACGCAUGUAAAAAAUGUUAUAUAUUGAUUUGCAUUUUAAUGAGGGAAAUACGUUUUUGACCCCCUAUCAAUCAGAAAGAGUUCUGGCUCCCAGGUGUCUUUUAUACAGGUAACGAGCUGAGAUUAGGAGUACACUCUUAAAGGGAGUGCUCCUAAUCUCAUCUUGUUACCUGUAUAAAAGACACCUGUCCACAGAAGCAAUUAAUCAAUCAGAUUUAAAACUCCCCACCAUGGCCAAGACCAAAGAGCUCUCCAACGAUAUCAGGGACAAGAUUGUAGACCUACACAAGGCUGGAAUGGGCUACAAGAACAUCGCCAAGAAGCUUGGUGAGAAGAUGACAACAGUUGGUGCGAUUAUUCGCAAGUGGAAGAAACACAAAAGAACUGUCAAUCUCCCUCAGACUGGGGCUCCAUGCAGGAUCUCACCUCAUGAAGUUGCAAUGAUCAUGAGAACAGUGAGGAAUCAGCCCAGAACUACACGGUAGGAUCUUGUCAAUGAUCUCAAGGCAGCUGGGACCAUAGUCACCAAGAAAACAAUUGGUAACACACUACGCCGUGAAGGACUGAAAUCCUGCAGCGCCCGCAAGGUUCCCCUGCUCAAGAAAGCACAAAUACAGGCCCGUCUGAAGUUUGCCAAUGAACAUCUGAAUGAUUCAGAGGAGAACUGGGUGAAAGUGUUGUGGUCAGAUGAGACCAAAAUCGAGCUCUUUGGCAUCAACUCAACUUGCCCUGUUUGGAGGAGGAGGAAUGCUGCCUAUGACCAAAAGAACACCAUCCCCACCGUCAAACAUGGAGGUGGAAACAUUAUGCUUUGGGGGUGUUUUUCUGCUAAGGGGACAGGACAACUUCACCGCAUCAAAGGGACGAUGGACGGGGCCAUGUACCGUCAAAUCUUGGGUGAGAACCUCCUUCCCUCAGCCAGGGCAUUGAAAAUGGGUCGUGGAUGGGUAUUCCAGCAUGACAAUGACCCAAAACACACGGCCAAGGCAACAAAGGAGUGGCUCAAGAAGAAGCACAUUAAGGUCCUGGAGUGGCCUAGCCAGUCUCCAGACCUUAAUCCCAUAGAAAAUCUGUGGAGGGAGCUGAAGGUUUGAGUUGCCAAAUGUCAGCCUCAAAACCUUAAUGACUUGGAGAAGAUCUGCAAAGAGGAGUGGGACAAAAUCCCUCCUGAGAUGUGUGCAAACCUGGUGGCCAACUACAAGAAACGUCUGACCUCUGUGAUUGCCAACAAGGGUUUUGCCACCAAGUACUAAGUCAUGUUUUGCAGAGGGGUCAAAUACUUAUUUCCCUUAUUAAAAUGCAAAUCAAUUUAUAACAUUUUUGACAUGCAUUUUUCUGGAUUUUUUUGUUGUUAUUCUGUCUCUCACGGUUCAAAUAAACCUACCAUUAAAAUUAUAGACUGAUCAUGUCUUUGUCAGUGGGCAAACGUACAAAAUCAGCAGGGGAUCAAAUACUUUUUUCCCUCACUGUAUAUUCUGAGAUCAUGUGACAGAUCAUGUGACACUUAGAUUGCACACAGGUGGACUUUAUUUAACUAAUUAUGUGACUUCUGAAGGUAAUUGGUUGCACCAGAUCUUAUUUAGGGGCUUCAUAGCAAAGGGGGUGAAUACAUAUGCACGCAUCACUUUUCCGUUAUUAAUUUUUUAGAAUUUCUGAAACAAGUUAUUUUUUCUUAAUUUCAUUUCACGAAUUUGGACUAUUUUGUGUAUGUCCAUUACAUGAAAUCCAAAUAAAAAUCCAUUUAAAUUACAGGUUGUAAUGCAACAAAAUAGGAAAAAUGCCAAGGGGGAUGAAUACUUUUGCAAGGCACUAUACCAUGAUGAGAUCCUGAGGUCCAUUGUCGUGCCAUUCAUCCACCUCCAUCAUUUCAUGUUUCCGCAUGAUAAUGCAUGAUAUCGAUCUGUACAGAAUUCCUGGAAUCUGAAAAUGUCCCAGUUCUUCCAUGGCCUGCAUACUCACCAGACAUGUCACCCAUUGACAUGUCACCCAUUGAGAUGGUCUGGAUCGAUGUGUACGACAGUGUGUUCCAGUUCCCGCCAAUAUCCAGCAACUUCGCAUUAAAGAGGAGUGGGACAACAAUCCACAGGCCACAAUCAACAGCCUGUGGACUACCUCAUGAAGCUGGUUGAGAGAAUGCCAAGAGUGUGCAAAGCUGUCAUCAAGGCAAAGGGUGGCUAUUUGAAGAAUCACAAAUCUCAAAUAUAUUUUGAUUUGUGUUAUUUCAUAGUUUUGAUGUCUUCACUAUAAUUCUACAAUGUAAAAAAUAGUAAAAAUAAAGAAAAACCCUUGAAUGAGUAGGUUUGUCCAAACUUUUGACUGGUAGUGUGUAUCAUAAAUGACUGGUUUUUGUGAAUUUGAUUAUAUAAUCUUGAAGUCUAGUAAAGAGAUUAUGGUACAUGGAAGUACGACGUAGAAAAGCAUCACUUUCAUAGGGUACUGGAGCAGUGUCAAUCCAGUGGGUCUCACAUUGGAUCUGAAAGUGAAUGAUAACAGUGGAGCAUGGGAAUGGAGGAAUGAGAGGGCUAUACAUCCAUGUGUCUGGUGGGGGUCAUGGGAGUACUCAGAGGAGAGGAUAGGGUCGCUGAGCUAUCAGAGAACAAAACAAUGUGAAAUCUUUCACAGGUUCUUAGAGGGUUUUCUUUAGGGUAGCACCUGCUGGUUGGCUGGCUGGCUGGCUGGCUGGCUGGCUGGCUGGCUGGCUGUGUGUGUGUGUGUGUGUGUGUGUGUGUGUGUGUGUGUGUGUGUGUGUGUGUGUGUGUGUGUGUGUGUGUAUUUGUUUGUUUUUACUGUAUGUAAGUCUCUCAGUGUGUGAGUUUGGGGCGCUGAUUUAGAUUUGGGUCUGGAGAAUGGUUUCUCAGUGGUACCAGAUUAAAGAGUAUGUUUGUUGGACUCCACCUGUCCUAAUACCAACCAAACAACUACAGUCACAUUUCUGUAAUUACCUUCAACCUUCUGACUUACUUUUACCAAACUCAUUAAAUAUGCUCAGUCUUCGAUUCACUACCUCUCAUGUAUGCAAAUCAGUUAUACAGUGUAUAUUAUGCUUGUAUUUCAUUAUAUAUAUUAUGCCGAUUAUUUAAUGUAAAUCAGUUUCCUUAGAUUUACUCCCUGGAUACAUUUCCUUAGAUCCCCUGAACCAGUUUACUUAGGUUUUACUCCCAUUGAUCAAUGUUAACUCUGGAUCAAUUUCCUUAGAUCCUCUGAACCAAUUUCCUUAGGUUCUACACGUGAUUGUAGGUAAACUCUAGAUCAAUUCCCUUAGAUCCUACUGUCCACCUGCCAGAUUAAUUAUUAUAGGAAAAUAAUUCUGCCAAAUUGAACCCCAAAAUUUAGUGGAUGAGGAGGACAAGAGAUCUUUCACCAUUAAGACUUAGCUGGAAAACAGACAAUACCUCACAGAGAUUUUUGAAUAAGGUCUCUUACCUUCUUAAUUGUGGCCGGAGGGAUGUCUGGGUCCAAGCCGAGUGAAAUGGGUCAAAAAGUCAAGUCGCUUUUUUUGGGGGGGCAAUAUCUUGGCUCAGUCUCAUUUGUAGUUAUGUUCUAAAAUUAUACUCAUUUUUUUCGUUCUGUAGAUUGAUUGCAACAGAAAUGGGAAAAAUCCACUCGAUCAAGCUUGAAUCGGACCCUGUGGAGAAUAUUCUGUGGAAGAAGAUGGCCCAGUUUCUCAAACUUGUCCAUAAUGCUCAGAGCAACACACCAGCACCACAUAGGUGAGUUAACACAACACUAUCUACUUAGAAACGUAGACAUUUUAUUGUUUGCUAAAUGUUUUUUGUAAACCAAAGAUUUGCAAUAGUCUUUCACUUUCCUCUUCCUCUAUGAGUUGUGUUGACGGUGAAGUCUGACUCACUUAGCCAGUCUUUACUGUUGCUGCGUUCAUAACCAAGUGGGAAGGUGGUAUUUACCCCAUAUAACUGGGAAAGAUCCAGUUGAAUGGCCCUCCAACUGGUAAUUACUAGUGGUAAAUUCGUCUAUCAUCCCCGAGCUCCGACUUCUCCUACAUGCUGAACUCUUGACGUCACAUAUUUAGGAAAUACCUCGGUAACACAGAAAAAAAAUACAAUAAAAGUAAUCUAUUAAUAAAAAGCAAUUAUUUGUUUUUUGAACACUAUCAUUUGUUUGUGAGCAUAAUGUGUACUUUUAGAUUAUGUUUGACACAGCUUGUUUGCCAUUAGCCAAUCUGUGUUUCUCAACGGGUUCAAAGCAUGUGAAUAAAUCCAAUUUGUAUUUAAAGAUGCACUAUGCAGAAAUCGCUCCGCCAUUUCCUGGUUGCUAAAAUUCUAAUAGUUUGCCUAAUUUCAGUUUAUGUGACAAAACAAGCAGUCAUUGUGUAGAGAAUCAUUGUACCAUCUAAACCACUGUGAAAUAUAUUUUCCAUAACCAAAAAUAUUAUAUUUUAGCUGUUUGAAGAUGGUGAACAAAAUGAAAGUAAAAGACGCAAAAUGAAACUUCAGAAAGGGAAGCAUAGAAAUUGCACAUAUAGAACAGCUCUACCGCUUCUUAGACUUGCUUUCAAUGAAAGAUCUAAAACUCAAAUUUCUAUGUGCAUUUGGACAGGUUGCCCAAAAAGUUACAUAUUGUAGCUUUAAGACUGAACAACUGGAAAUUACCAGCUUCCUACUUUGUUAUGAAUGCAGCAUUAGUCCAGUCUCUCUUGCUAUGUGGGGACACCAAGAUGAGAAGCAGUGAUUGGCCCAUUGAGGAUGUGGGGGAGUGGCGCCUGUGGUAAUGACAUUGUGCUAUCUUAGCCAGGGUCACAGGGUGAAAUGUGAGAGGGAACCUCCAGACACUACAAAUAAAAGCAGAUAUUAGCUCGGGUUUCCUUGAAACGCUCUCUCCCUUAUCAGUCAAAUGUUCUGCGUUGUUUAUGUUUGCUGCGAGGGGUCGGAAGUCCAUGCAAACCAGAGUCAAACUAGAGUCGCAAAGUACUGGGGUCUGCUUUAGUUUUUCAGAUUGAAAGAAUAUCACCAUACUAGUCCAGUAUGUUCUUUCUGUUUUUUCUGUUUUGGGGGGAGAGGGCAAGGCAAUUAGCUAUGGAGUGGGUCAUCCAUUUAACAUAGAAGUGCUAUGGGGAGAUUGGGACCUCGAUGAUAAGAUAGAAGCAGCUUCCUUCAUACAUACAGUUGAAGUCGGAAGUUUAGAUACACCUUAGCCAAAUACAUUUAAACUCAGUUUUUCACAAUUCCUGACAUUUAAUCCUAGUAAAAAUUCCCUGUCUUAGGUCAGUUAGGAUCACCACUUUAUUUUAAGAAUGUGAAAUGUCAGAAUAAUAGUAGAGAGAAUGAUUUAUUUAAGCUUUUAUGUCUUUCAUCACAUUCCCAGUGGGUCAGAAGUUUACAUACACUCAAAUAGUAUUUGGUAGCAUUGCCUUUAAAUUGUUUCACUUGAGUCAAAUGUUUCAGGUAGCCUUCCACAAGCUUCCCACAAUAAGUUGGGUGAAUUUUGGCCCAUUCCUCCUGACAGAGCUGGUGUAACUGAGUCAGGUUUGUAGGCCUCCUUGCUCGCACACGCUUUUUCAGUUCUGCCCACACAUUUUCUAUAGGACUGAGGUCAGGGCUUUGUGAUGGCCACUCCAAUACCUUGACUUUGUUGUCCUUAAGCCAUUUUGCCACAACUUUGGAAGUAUGCUUGGGGUUAUUGUCCAUUUGGAAGACCCAUUUGCGACCAAGCUUUAACUUCCUGACUGAUGUCUUGAGAUGUUUCUUCAAUAUAUCCACAUAGUUUUCCUUCCUCAUGAUGCCAUCUAUUUUGUGAAGUGCACCAAUCCCUCCUACAGCAAAGCACCCCCACAGCAUGAUGCUGCCACCCCCGUGCUUCAUGGUUGGGAUGGUGUUCUUCGGCUUGCAAGCCUUCCCCUUUUUCCUCCAAACAUAACGAUGGUCAUUAUGGCCAAACAGUUCUAUUUUUGUUUCAUCAGACCAGAGGACAUUUCUCCAAAAUGUACAAUCUUUGUCCCCAUGUGCAGUUGCAAACCAUACUCUGGCUUUUUUAUGGCGGUUUUGGAGCAGUGGCUUCUUCCUUGCUGAGAGGCCUUUUAGGUUAUGUCGAUAUAGGACUCGUUUUACUGUGGAUAUAGAUACUUUUGUACCUGUUUUCUCCAGCAUCUUCACAAGGUCCUUUGCUGUUGUUCUGGGAUUGAUUUGCACUUUUCGCACCAAAGUACGUUAAUUUUUUUACAUUUACAUUUUAGUCAUUUUGCAGACACUCUUAUCCAGAGCAACUUACAGUUAGUGAGUGCAUACAUUUUCAUACUGGCCCCCCGUGGGAUACGAACCCACAACGCUGGCGUUGCAAGCGCCAUACUCUACCAACUGAGCUACAUGGGACUAGGAGACAGGAGACAGUCAUCUCUAGGAGACAGAACGCGUCUCCUUCCUGAGCGGUAUGAUGGCUGUGUGGUCCCAUGGUGUUUAUACUUGCGUACUAUUGUUUGUACAGAUUAACGUGGUACCUUCAGGCGUUUGGAAAUUGAUCCCAAGGAUGAACCAGACUUCUGGCGGUCUACAAAAAAAAAUUCUGAGGUCUUUGCUGAUUUCUUUUGAUUUUCCCAUGAUGUCAAGCAAAGAGGCACUGAGUUUGAAGGUAGGCGUUGAAAUACAUCCACAGGUACACCUCCAAUUGACUCAAAUGAUGUAAAAUUAGCUUGUCAGAAGCUUCUAAAGCCAUGACAUCAUUUUAUAGAAUUUUCCAAGCUGUUUAAAGGCACAGUCAACUUAGUAUAUGUAAACUUCUGACCACUGGAAUUGUGAUACAGUGAAUUAUAAGUGAAAUAAUCUGUCUGUAAACAAUUGUUGGAAAAAUUACUUGUGUCAUGCACAAAGUAGAUGUCCUAACCUACUUGCCAAAACUAUAGUUUGUUAACAAGAAAUGUGUGGAGUGGUUGAAAAACAAGUUUAAUGACUCCAACCUAAGUGUAUGUAAACUUCCGACUUCAACUGUAUGAGAUGGAGUCAGAAUGUCUCUAGUAGUCUUUUUAACAUUGCUAUGACAGGACACAGACAACUAACUUUUUGUGUGUAACAUCCCAUAUAGUUCUAUUUUAAAGUGUUGUCACAUAUACAUGAUCUAAAAAUAAAUAAAGAGUCUCACACGCUAUAUAUAAACUCCCAGUAAUCUAUUUGGUAAACCACCAACAUUUCGGCAUCACUGUGCCUUCUUCAGGGUAAUGUCAUGAAUAAUUUAACCAGGUUAUGUAGACAAACAGUGUAAUUAGUGCAACCAAUGACAAUAGUAAGGGGUGUGUCAUAGUUACUGGUGGUCUACAAGCAUGGCCACAAUAUUGGCGAUAGCUCAAUGAGAUCUGACCUGCCCACUCAGACACUCUUGACACCCAUUCCAAAUGGGAACUACAUUUUACAUUACAUUUUACAUUUUAGUCAUUUAGCAGACGCUCUUAUCCAGAGCGACUUACAGGAGCAAUUAGGGUUAAGUGCCUUGCUCAAGGGCACAUCGACAGAUUUUUCACCUAGUCGGCUCAACUACAAAUGUGGCUCAUACGAAGAGUGCAAUAGCACUACAAAAAUAUCCUUCUUCAGACACCCACAUACAGGUCGAAAAAUUCCUGUUAGGGGUAUCAUCUCAUGCAAGACAAAGGGAGUAAUCUAUCUCAUCACCUGUUCAUGUGGGAAAGCCAACGUAGGACAAAUGAAAAGACAAUUAAAACAACGCAUAGCUGAAUACCAAAGCUCAAUCAGAUGUAAGAACACUAUCCAGUAGCAGCUCACUUUGUUGGAGCUAACCAUCCUAUGUCCUCCCUCAAAUACACAGGUAUUGAGCAUGUAAUUCUACCAAGGAGAGGAGGUAACAUCAAGACCCUACCACUACAGAGGGAGGCUUACUGGCUCUCCUAUCUAAAAACAUUGACCCCUAAUGGUCUGAAUAUUGACUUUGAUCUCAAGCCCUUCUUAUGAAUAAUUGUCGUUUUUUAUGAACAAGUCUGAUAUAUGAAUAUAUUCUUUCUACAGCUUAUCAGCAUACACCCAAUAUGUUCCCCUUGUUGAUGAUGCUUAUUAUGCAUUAUGGUUGAACCAAAAGAUUACAUGUAACAAAAAUGAAAUGUAAUUGAAACAAUUAAAUAUAUACACUACCAGUCAAAAGUUUGGACACACCUACUCAUUCAAGGGUUUUUCUUUAUUUUUACAAUGUUUUACAUUCAAAGACAUCAAAAAUAUGAAAUAACACAUAUGGAAUCAUGUAGUAAACACAUUUUUUUUUAACGAAUCAAAAUAUAUUUUAUAUAUGAGAUUCUUCAAAUAGCCACCCUUUGCCUUGAUGACAGCUUUGCACAUUCUUGGCAUUCUUUCAACCAGCUUCACCUGGAAUGCUUUUCCAACAGUCUUGAAGGAGUUCCCACAUAUGCUGAGCACUUGUUGGCUGCUUUUCCUUCACUCUGCGGUCCGACUCAUCCCAAACCAUCUCAAUUGGUUUGAGGUCAGGGGAUUGUGGAGGCCAGGUCAUCUGAUGCAGCACUCCAGCACUCUCCUUCUUAGUAAAAUAGCCCUUACACAGCCUAGAGGUGUGUUGGGUCAUUGUCCUGUUGAAAAACAAAUGAUAGUCCCACUAAGCCCAAACCAGAUGGGAUGGCGUAUCACUGUAGAAUGCUGUGGUAGCCAUGCUGGUUAAGUUUCCCACAAGCAAAGCACCCCCACACCAUAACACCUCCUCCUCCACGCUUUACGGUGGGAACUACACAUGCAGAGAUCAUCCGUUCACCCACACCACGUCUCACAAAGACACAGCGUUUGGAACCAAAACUCUCCAAUUUGGACUCCAGACCAAAAGGACACAUUUCCACCGGUCUAAUGUCCAUUGCUCGUGUUUCUUGGCCCAAGCAGGUCUCUUCUUUUUGGUGUCCUUUAGUAGUGGUUUCUUUGCAGCAAUUUGACCAUGAAGGCCUGAUUCACGCAGUCUCCUCUGAACAGUUGAUGUUGAGAUGUGUCUGUUACUUGAACCCUGUGAAGCAUUUAUUUGGGCUGCAAUUUCUGAGGCUGGUAACUCUAAUGAACUUAUCCUCUGCAGCGGAAGUAACUCUGGGUCCUUCCAUUCCUGUUGUGGUCCUCAUGAGAGCCAGUUUCAUCAUAGCGCUUGAUGGUUUUUGCGACUGCACUUGAAGAAACUUUAAAAGUUCUUGAAAUGUUCCUGAUUGACUGACCUUCAUGUCUUAAAGUAAUGCUUGUUUGAGCUGUUCUUGCCAUAAUAUGCACUUGAUCUUUUACCAAAUAGGGCUAUCUUCUGUAUACCCCCCCUACCUUGUCACAAAACAACUGAUUGGCUCAAAUGCAUUAAGAAAUUCACUUUUAAGAAGGCACACCUGUUAAAUGAAAUGCAUUCCAGGUGACUACCUCAUGAAGCUGGUUGAGAGAAUGCCAAGAGUGUGCAAAGCUGUCAUCAAGGCAAAGGGUGGCUAUUUGAAGAAUCUCAAAUAUAACAUAUAUUUUGAUUUGUUUAACACUUUUUUGGUUACUACAUGAUUCCAUAUAUGUUAUUUCAUAGUUUUGAUGUCUUCACUAUUAUUAUUCAAUGUAGAAAAUAGUACAAAUAAAGAAUAAUCCUGGAAUGUGUAGGUUUGUCCAAACUUUUGACUGGUACUGUAUAUUAAAUUAAAUUAAACAAUAAUGUAUGAUGAUGCUAAUAUUAUGUACAAUAUCUAAUUAUGUUGCCAUAUGAUAACAUAAGCCUAAUAUGUUCAACAUGCUGUAAACUAUUGUCUUGUAACAGUUUCACUCAAUUCAUUCUCAUCAACCUAAUAAUUAUGACACACCCCCUCACUAUUGUCAUUGGUUGCACUAAUUGCACUGUUUGUCUACAUAACCUGGUUCAAGCAUUCAUGACAUUACCCUGAAGAAGGCACAGUGAUACCGAAACGUUGGUGGUUUACCCAAUAAAUGACUGGGAGUUUAUACAUAGAGUGUGCAACUCUCUUUAUUUUUUUUUAUAGCUUACAGUUUAUUCCCUGUUAGUCAGCACCUCUACACUAAAUAAUGUUCUCUGGGUGUGCGCCAGCUCAUGCUUUUUAUUAGACAUAUGUGACAUCAUGACACAGGGAGUGGUAUUUAUGAUAUGAUAAUUGAAGUAUAAGCAUACAAUUUUCAUGAAUCUUAGAAGUAACUAAGAUUAUGUUAAAGCCAAGUAUGUAUAGGAAAUUGCUAACCUGUAGGCAAUUUCAUUAUAGAAAGGGCAUUCUUCAUUUUGUAGUGUACACCAGCUUUUACCACAGAUGCACCGCAUUCGGAAGUCCAAUAGAUGGGGCUAUAUUGUGAUACAUUUCUAAAGCUGGAUAACUUGAUCCACAGUUGUCUCAAAAUGAAAUUCAUAUGACAAAAAAGUAUCAAAGAGAGAACAAAUAGAUUAGACUUAGGAAACAUUUCAGUGGUGCAGAAAGGCUCCACUAAAAGGUUGAGCAUUGUCUCCAGACAUUUGGAUGCACAGGAGGUUGGUGGCACCUUAAUUGGGGAGAACGGGCUUGUGGAAAUGGCUGGAGCGGAAUAGGUGGAAUGGUAUCAAAUACAUCAGAAACGUGUUUGAUGCCAUUCCAUUUGCUCCAUUCCAGCCAUUAUUAUGAGCCGUCCUCCCCUCAGCAGCCUCCACUGUUUGGAUGUCUAAAUCAAUAUUUAAAUGUAUGUUUAUACACUACUUGACCAAAAGUAUGUGGACACCUGCUUGUCGAACAUCUCAUUCCAAAAUCAUGGGCAGUAAUAUGGAGUUGGUCCCUCCUUUGCUGCUAUAAUAGCCUCCACUCUUCUGGGAAGGCUUUCCAUUAGAUGUUGGAACAUUGCUGCGGGGACUUGCUUCCAUUCAGCCACAAGAGCAUUAGUGAGGUCAGGCAGUGAUGUUGGCCGAUUAGGCCUGGCUCGCAGUUGGCAUUCCAAUUCAUCACAAAGGUGUUCAAUGGGGUAGAGGUCAGGGCUCUGUGCAGGCCAGUCAAGUUCUUCCACACCAAUCUCGACAAACCAUUUCUGUAUGGACCUCGCUUUGUGCACGGGGGCAUUGUCAUGCUGAAAUAGGAACGGGCCUUCCCCAAACUUUUGCCACAAAGUUGGAAGCACAAAAUCAUCUAGAAUGUAAUUGUAUGCUGUAGCAUUAAGAUUUCCCUUCACUGGAACUAAGGGGCCUAGCCCGAACCAUGAAAAACAUCCCUAGACCAUUAUUCCUCCACCAAACUUUACAGUUGGCACUAUGCAUUGGGGCAGGUAGCGUUCUGGCAGCCGUCAAACCCAGAUUCGUCCAUCGGACUGCCAGAUGGUGAAGAGUGAUUUAUCAUUCCAGAGAACGCGUUUCCACUGCUCCAGAAUCCAAUGGCGGCGAGCUUUACACCACUCCAGCCGAAGCUUGGCAUUGCGCAUGGUGAUCUUAGGCUUGUGUGCGGCUGUUCAGCCAUGGAAACCCAUUUCAUGAAGCUCCCGACAAACAGUUAUUGUGCUGACAUUGCUCCCAGAGGCAGUUUGGAACUCGGUAGUGAGUGUUGCAACCGAGGACAGACAAUGAUUUUUACGCGCUACGCGCUUCAGCACUCGGCGGUCCCUGUCUGUGAUGUUGUGUGGCUUAUUACUUUGAGGCUGAGCCGUUGUUGCUACUAUAGACGUUUUCACUUCACAAUAACAGCAAAUUUCUAGCAGGGCAGAAAUUUGACAAACUGACUAGUUGGAAAGGUGGAAUCAUAUGACGGUGCACGUUGAAAGUCACUGAGCUGAAUCCACUCAUUUGAAGGGGUGUCCACAUACUUUUGUAUAUAUAGUGUAUGUCAUACUCAAAGAGGGGUGAUUUCUGUGCAGUUCAAAUUAGUUUAUAUUUAUCACAUCACACUCAUUGUAAGGUGUUCCACUUAUACAAGGAAUUCUUCAAAUAUGUUGGCUUUUACAGGUCAAUCAUCCAUAAAAUAUAAACUUCAAAUUAUUGCUUUGAAUUUGUGUUUGUAUGUGGUUUUCUAUGUGAUAAAUGGAGCCACAGAGUGAGAGGGUGAGAACCUGACAACACACAAAAGCAACAGAGACACUUUUGUACUUGGGGAAUGUAAAAGUGCUUGUGAAAGAGUGUCUUCCGAGGAAACAGGGGAGAGGGGGAGCAGGAAGAGGCUGCACCUGCAGAAGAGCUCCUCAGUCAGAGUCAGACAGUCACCCGCUGGGGUGGGAGGCAGAGGAGAGGAAGGAGAGAACAGGAGAGGAGAUACAUCUGUGGUGUUGAGGAGAGGGGGGAAGAGGGCAGAACAGGAGAGGAGCAGAGGACAGAGCAGGACAGGAGAGAACAUGAGAGGAGAGAAAAGCAGGAAAGGAGAGACGCAGCUGCACUACAGUUCCGAGGAGAGUGCCGAAGCCGGAGAGAGCAGCCUCCUGCUCUGCUCAAAGCCCUCCUGC
Coregonus sp. 'balchen' is the source of this 20540-nucleotide messenger RNA. The record is from the annotation of a GenBank genome assembly. NCBI's taxonomy places the organism in Eukaryota, Metazoa, Chordata, Actinopteri, Salmoniformes, Salmonidae.